AUGGCCCGCAUGCUCCGGCCUGCGACCUGGGGGCUGCUCCCCUGGCGGGGCUGCUGCUCCAGGGGGACGCAGGGCGAGCUCAGCCAGGGCUUCCUGGAGGCUCUGAAGGCAGUAGUGGGAAGCGCCCAAGUGUCCACUGCCCCUGCGGCCCGAGAGCAGCACGGGCAUGAUGAAUCGAUGCACAGGUGCCAGCCUCCGGAUGCCGUGGUGUGGCCCCAGAACGUGGAGCAGGUCAGCCGACUGGCAGCCCUGUGCUAUGGUCACGGCGUGCCCAUCAUCCCAUUUGGCACAGGCACCGGGCUUGAGGGUGGCGUCUGCGCCAUGCAGGGCGGUGUCUGCAUUAACCUGACCCAUAUGAACCAAGUCGUGGAGCUGCAUCCCGAAGACUUCUCCGUGGUGGUGGAGCCCGGUGUCACCCGCAAAGCCCUUAACACCCACCUGCGGGACAGUGGCCUCUGGUUUCCUGUGGACCCAGGUGCAGAUGCUUCUCUCUGUGGCAUGGCGGCCACAGCGGCCUCGGGCACCAACGCUGUGCGUUAUGGCACCAUGAGGGAUAAUGUGCUCAACCUGGAGGUGGUGCUGCCCGACGGGCGGCUGCUGCACACUGCAGGCCAAGGACGGCACUUCCGGAAGAGUGCAGCCGGCUACAACCUCACGGGCCUCUUCGUGGGCUCCGAGGGGACACUGGGCAUCAUCACAGCCGCCACCCUGCGCCUGCACCCUGCCCCGGAGGCCACGGUGGCUGCCAUCUGUGCAUUCCCCAGUGUCCAGGCUGCUGUGGACAGCACUGUACACAUCCUCCAGGCUGCAGUGCCUGUGGCCCGCAUUGAGUUCCUGGAUGACGUCAUGAUGGACGCCUGCAAUAAGUACAGCAAGCUGAACUACUCCGUGGCGCCAACGCUUUUCCUUGAGUUCCAUGGCUCUGAGCAGGCCCUGGAGGAGCAGCUGCGGCAGGCAGAGGAGAUAGCCCAGCACAACGGAGCCUCCCAUUUCUCCUGGGCCAGGGAGGCUGAGAAGCGCAACCAGCUCUGGGCGGCACGGCACAGCUCCUGGUACGCGGUCCUGGCCCUGCGGCCGGGUUGCAAGGGCUAUGCCACUGACGUGUGUGUGCCCAUUUCCCGGCUGCCAGAGAUCCUGGUGCAGACCAAGGAGGAUCUGAAGGCCUCGGGACUCACAGGUUCNNNCGUCGGACAUGUGGGCGAUGGCAACUUCCACUGCAUCCUUGUGGUCCACCCGGACGACCCUGAGGAGCUCCGCAGGGUCAAGGCCUUUGCAGAGCAGCUUGCCAGGCGGGCCCUGGCCCUCCACGGGACGUGCACGGGAGAGCAUGGCAUCGGGCUGGGCAAGCGGCAGCUGUUGCAGGAAGAGGUGGGCGCUGUGGGCAUGGAGACCAUGCGGCAGCUCAAGGUCAUGCUGGAUCCCCGAGGCCUCAUGAACCCAGGCAAGGUGCUGUGAGGGGCUCUGAGUACUCAGCCUGCAAGCCCCCGGACUGUGCAGCCCAUUUUUCCUUCAUGUCACUGACCCUGUAAGGGAUGAACAGUGGUCGACGCUGUCUUUAUCUGCCACCCUGCCUUCUGCCUUCUGUACUGGACCCAAGGCCAGAGGGCUGGGAGACCCUGGGAGGUUCCUGCCUGGCUUUCUUACCAUCCUUGGGAGCCUUUGGCCCAGAGUGGUUCUUGACAAAGCUGCUUCCUCUCUGCUCUUACACAUCAUCCUGGCUGGGAGAAUGGGUCCGGCCCAAGAUUCAGAUGAUACCCCUCUGUCAAGCCUCCCCACUACUGGGGGCCCAAGUUCCUUCCCCCUCACCUGUUGAACACUGCUUUCCUUGUAUGGGAAGGAACUUCCUGCUCUAAGUUGAUAAGUCUUCUUGGACUCUCCCACCGCCAAUA
Molecule: messenger RNA, 1889 nt
Organism: Carlito syrichta (Philippine tarsier)
Lineage: Eukaryota; Metazoa; Chordata; Mammalia; Primates; Tarsiidae
Gene: LDHD
Product: lactate dehydrogenase D
Exons: 11
Coding region: 1-1455 (484 amino acids)
Biological process (GO): lactate catabolic process
Cellular component (GO): mitochondrion
Molecular function (GO): D-lactate dehydrogenase (NAD+) activity; FAD binding; D-lactate dehydrogenase (cytochrome) activity
Source: RefSeq, a predicted model, not a curated record